Messenger RNA from Neogale vison (American mink), 1022 nucleotides. Its product is annotated as myomegalin-like. The transcript has 6 exons. Bases 43 to 906 code for a protein of 287 amino acids. The record is from RefSeq and is a predicted model, not a curated record. Lineage: Eukaryota; Metazoa; Chordata; Mammalia; Carnivora; Mustelidae.
AUCCAGGAUCAGGCUCGAGAAUUGACCCACCUAAGGCAAAAGAUGAGGAUGGGGAGAGCUUUCUCUUCCCUUCUCAUCCAGCAUGUCAGGAAUACAGUGAAAACUUUUGAGGAGCUCCUUAGCAGCAAUAAAGUUGACCCCUACAUGGAACAGCACUUCCGUGAGCAGCUGACCAAGGGGAGCCUGCUGGCAGAGAGCCUUGCCAGCAAAUUCAGCACAGAUGACUCUACAAGCGGAAAGAAUCAAGCAAGACAGAUGCUGCGAACUCUCAGUAUCUUAAGGGAGAAGCAUAUGAAGGGUAAAGUGACAGAAGUCCUAAGGACCAUGCAGGAGGCCCAGCCCCAGACUCUGCCCCAGAUACACUCCAGCAACCGUGGCCAGUCUGCUGCCCAUCCAUCCUCCAGAAGCACCUCCCUGCUUCAUGAAGAGCCAGAAGCAUGCCCUUCAGUGGAUGUGACCGAUGUCAGCCGGGCCACUCCUGCUGAUUCAGCUUCGUUGCUCAGCAACCAUCCAGAUGCCAGAUCCGCCCAGCCCUCCUCCCCUCCAAGCGGCGCCACACAACUGAGCAAGAUGCCAGACCCAGCGCACCGGGGGAGCAGUGGCCCACAGGACGAGAUGCGGCCUCAGAAAAUGAAUGCGUCUGGGCACCUAUCCUCUUUCUCCUCUUUGUACCGGCCCAACUCUAAGCCCUCCGGGGCUGACCUACUGGAAAAGAAUCUUGUGGAGAUCCAGAACCUGCGCCAGCGCCUGGAGGAGUCCAUCUGCUUCAAUGACCGCCUGCAGGAGAGACUGGAACACGUGCUCAGCAGUGCUGACCAAGGAAAAAGCACGACACAGUCUGCUCCAGGUGUCCCCCUGGCAACCCCUCAUUCUUACGCUCAGAGUCACUCUUCCGGCUCUGCCUAGGAUGCCUUGUGACAUGAUGUCUGGAUGGUCUAGAAGAAUGUUCUCCAGAACUUUUCCAGCCCUAUUCAAUAGCAUUCUUGGCUGUGAACUUGGAGGCAUCGACAUCGACCUUUAAA